AUCUUUACUGCACCCUGGAGGUGGAUUCCUUUGGGUACUUUGUAAAUAAAGCGAAGACGCGAGUCUACAGGGACACGACAGAGCCGAACUGGAAUGAGGAGUUUGAGAUAGAGCUGGAAGGCUCCCAGACCCUGAGGAUACUGUGCUAUGAAAAGUGUUACAACAAAAUGAAGAUGGCCAAGGACGACGGCGAGAGCACAGACAGGCUCAUGGGGAAGGGCCAGGUCCAGGUGAGGCUGCCCCCCUCCCCACGUGUGCCAUGUCCUUUCCCAUUCAGUGCUCAGGGACAGUGAGCCGGCCUGGCUCUCAGGGCAGGGUGGGGCCUGCACCCAGGCUUGCAAAAUGAGUCAGGCUGCACCCCUGGAACAUCUGCCACAGGAGACCUGAGCCAGCACCUUCACGGGUCCUUCCCUGCCCCUCUGUCUGUUCAAGAGUCUGUUAUGUCACAUCUUGUUCCCAAAGGAAUUUUAGUUGAACUUGUUUUUCCAGCUGG
This is a messenger RNA of Galeopterus variegatus (Sunda flying lemur), 493 nucleotides long. Its product is annotated as breakpoint cluster region protein-like. Gene Ontology annotation, cellular component: membrane. The annotation marks the transcript as partial. Gene Ontology annotation, biological process: positive regulation of GTPase activity. The record is from RefSeq and is a predicted model, not a curated record. The transcript is spliced from 2 exons. Gene Ontology annotation, molecular function: GTPase activator activity. Lineage: Eukaryota; Metazoa; Chordata; Mammalia; Dermoptera; Cynocephalidae.